CGAUAUAGUCACCUUUCCUUCGGCUUGGAUUUCCCAUUCGAACAGCCUGGUGCAGGGCUACGAGACGUCUAUGAUAAAUGUACUGGCGGCGAUAUGAUGAGACAUGAGUCGACCCCAGCCCAGUUGUCAGACUAGGCAACAUGGACGGACAAAUUUUGGAAGCAGGGACAUUCACAGAAAAGUCAAUGACCGCGCGGUCUUUCCUUCUUAUUGCAGUCUUGAGUGUCUGUGACGCUGGAUGUACUACGCUAAUGUGUGUCCAGGCGCUCGCACCGGCGGCGUCUGGUGUGUACGACUUGUUCUGUCGCCCGAGGGAGCGCACAGGAACUCUGUGGCGACGGCAAGCAAUUAGGAGUGUGAGUGGCAGAUUCGUCUCGCUUGCAUAUAGUCUGCCACGCAGGACUCGAACCAGUCGUACGCGUCUCGCUUGCAUGUAGUCUGCCACGCAGGACUCGAACCAGUCGUACGCGUCUCGCUUGCAUAGUCUGCCACGCAGGACUCGAACCAGUCG
Messenger RNA from Ceraceosorus guamensis, 511 nucleotides. RefSeq lists its product as hypothetical. The transcript has a single exon. NCBI's taxonomy places the organism in Eukaryota, Fungi, Basidiomycota, Exobasidiomycetes, Ceraceosorales, Ceraceosoraceae. The coding region runs from base 141 to 437 and encodes 98 amino acids. The record is from RefSeq and is a predicted model, not a curated record.